This is a messenger RNA of Nematolebias whitei (Rio pearlfish), 1392 nucleotides long. RefSeq names its product origin recognition complex, subunit 4 (gene orc4). The coding region runs from base 88 to 1392 and encodes 434 amino acids. Gene Ontology annotation, molecular function: DNA replication origin binding; ATP hydrolysis activity. Gene Ontology annotation, cellular component: nuclear origin of replication recognition complex; nucleus. NCBI's taxonomy places the organism in Eukaryota, Metazoa, Chordata, Actinopteri, Cyprinodontiformes, Rivulidae. Gene Ontology annotation, biological process: DNA replication; DNA replication initiation. The record is from RefSeq and is a predicted model, not a curated record. The transcript is spliced from 14 exons.
AAAGCCGGAAGUCGUCAUCGCUAGCGGAGACAUAUUCCCGCGAAGAUUGAUCACGCCUUAGCGUGAGCCCCUCUGUCCUGUCAUAUAAUGAGUAAGAGAAAAGUCAAAAAUGUGCAUCUGCCCAUAGGAGAGUGCAUCGCUCAGGUUCAGCAGAUUUUAAGGGAGCGUUUCUGUCAACGGCAGCUCCCUGAGCGACCCGAGGGAGUGGAAGCACAACACAAGCACCUCGAGGAGCUGCUGAAACGGACCGCCAUCCACGGGGAGAGCAACUCCGUGCUAAUCGUGGGCCCCAGAGGAGCGGGGAAAACCACGCUGCUGAGGUGUGUGCUGAGGGAGCUGUCGAAGGAACAGGAAGUGCAGAAAAACCUCCUGCUGGUUCAUCUCAACGGCCUGCUGCAGACAGACGACAGAAUCGCCCUGAAGGAAAUAACCAGACAGCUCCACUUGGAAAACGUCGUUGGCGACAAAGUGUUUGGAAGCUUUGCGGAAAAUUUAGCUUUCCUUCUGGAUGCGUUAAAAAAAGGCGAUCGCAGCAGCAGCCGCCCGGUGCUGUUCGUCCUGGAUGAGUUCGACCUCUUCGCCCACCAUAAGAACCAGACGCUGCUCUACAAUCUGUUGGACGUCUCCCAGUCUGCCCAGGCGCCCGUCGCUGUGGUCGGCAUCACUUGCAGACUGGACGUGCUGGAGCUGCUGGAGAAGCGAGUGAAGUCGCGGUUCUCCCACCGCCAGAUCCACCUGCUGAGCAGCCUGACGUUCCCUCAGUACCUGGACCGGGUUCAAGCCCAGCUCAGCCUGCCAGACGACGUCCCCGACAGCAACUUUGCUCAGGAGUGGAACGCCAGCGUGAAGACUCUCUGCGAGGACAAAGCCGUAGAGGAAGUUCUGCAGAGGCACUUUAACUCCAGUAAAGACUUCCGCUCUUUGCACGCGCUGCUGAUGCCAUGUCUGAGCCGCGUCUCAGUUGCCAAACCUACCAUCAAACCAGCCGACCUGCUGGACGCCAGUCGUCUGUGUUUCGCCGACACAAAGGCCAGCAUGCUCCACGGUCUGUCCAUCUUGGAGCUGUGCCUGAUCAUCGCCAUGAAACACCUGAAUGACGUCUACAAAGGAGAGCCGUUCAAUCUGCAGAUGGUUCACAACGAGUUUAAGAAGUUCCUGCAGAGGAAAUCCAACUCCAUGUACAACUUCGACCAGCCUGUUAUCAUGAAGGCCUUCGAGCACCUGCAGCAGCUGGAACUUAUUCGACCGGUCGACGGCUCCUCAGCCAAAACUCAGAGGGAGUACCAACUGAUGAGGCUCAUGCUGGAUCAGAGUCAGAUCAUGGAAGCGCUGCAGAAGUAUCCACAAUGCCCCACAGAUGUAAAACAGUGGGCCAUAUCAGCGUUUGCCUAG